Molecule: messenger RNA, 2713 nt
Organism: Diaporthe batatas
Lineage: Eukaryota; Fungi; Ascomycota; Sordariomycetes; Diaporthales; Diaporthaceae
Exons: 5
Coding region: 982-2532 (516 amino acids)
Molecular function (GO): monooxygenase activity; heme binding; oxidoreductase activity, acting on paired donors, with incorporation or reduction of molecular oxygen
Source: RefSeq, a predicted model, not a curated record
GCUGGUUCCUGUUGACGACGGUCGGUCUGGACUUGCAAAUUGCAAAUUGCACUGCAUCGGAUCAGAUGGACCCUCAGACCCUCCAAGAGUAUGCCAUAAAAUGCCAUCCAAACCUUGGGCGUCGGCAAUCACUCUGGCACUGCGACGUUGAGUGCGUGCAGGAACGGCUCGUGAUAGACUCGAACUGCCUGCUCCCUCAUGGCCGUUUCACCUUCAUCCUGACGCCGCGAUGCUGUCGCUGUUCCUACUCGGUACUAGCAGAAUGGGCGGGAGGGCUGUUGCACACACGCCCACACACCAUUGUCGCCGUCGCCGUCGCCCUCCAAGGUUCACAUCGACGAUCUCACCUCUGGGUCUGCGGGGUCGCCCUCCGAUUCGGGGAACAGCCCAAGAUGUCAGGCAUGUCUGUACCGGCCUCCCUUGUGAUGCCCGCCCUCAACUUCUCUUCGAUUGCCGCUUUUGGCACAUCCAUGCGGCUGUCUCGUCCCGCCGUCCAUCUGUCAGGUGAGCUGGCCUGCGCCAUGAGCGGCGGCAGUCGUCCAUGGGCCAGGCUUGCCCUGCUGCCAUUGGCCCAGCUGGCUGUUUUGGUGGCCGUCACUUCAUCUCAUCCACGGCGACUAGUCAACCCCCAGUCCACUCGUGCGUGUUUCGAAGCCGCCCGCCCGCCCGCCAGCCUGCAGCUUUGUGCCUGCGCUGGCGUCGUGGCCUGCCCCUAGCAUGGCCUGCAAUCCAGCCGAGGUUUCAAUGCCGUGCUUGUCAACAUCUGAGCUUGUACGAGACCCGAGGACCGUGAUAGAUCGGACGGGCCCAUGCUAUAAGACUUGCAUCCCCUCUUUCGCCCGGCCCUGAUCCCGUAGCGACUCUGCGCGACUCUGCGGAAUUCCUGCCGGUCCGAGUUCGUGAAGCUGUCCGAAUACGCCCUUCCAACCCGAAUCUCGCCCCCGCGCAAUCCAAUUGUCACAGGCUUACCAGCUCGUAAUCAUGUUCCGGGAGAUCCUUGCCCUCGGGCCAGCCUACCUGAGCCUGCUUGUCUUCCUCCUUGUUGUCUCCUACUAUGUCCUGAGGACGGCCUACGUCGACUACCAGAUCAGGAAGCUCGGGGCUGUGAGGUCCCCCGUCUUGGCCACCAACCCGCUCAUGGGACUUCCCUUCUUCAUCGAUGCUGCCAUCAAGCAGGGCCAGAACAAAUUGCUCGAAUUCUACGAUGGGCUGUACAAGUCUUCCCCCCCGGGCUGUCCCAAUUGCGUCGAGAUAUCCAUCUCGGCACAGCAUAGGUUCAUCAUGACCAGAGACCCCGACCAUGUCAAGACUAUCUUGACGUCAAAGUUCUCCGACUUCGGGAAGGGGGAGCGUUUCCACGACACGUGGAGUCCCUUCCUGGGCGAUAGCAUCUUUACAACUGAUGGCCAGUUGUGGUCAGACAGCCGCGGCCUCAUCCGACCCAUGUUUAUCAAGGAGAAGGUCCGAGACAUAGAAAUCUUUGAGAGGUGGACUCAGACCUUGAUGUCCAAGAUACCCUCCUCCGGCGCGACUGUUGACGUUUGUGACCUGUUCUAUCGAAUGACCCUUGAUGUGACCACAGACUUCCUGCUCGGCACAAGCGUCAACAGUCUGAACAACCCCAAGCAUGAGUUUGUCGAAGCGUUCACCGAGGUCCAGCGGGUUCAGAUGAUGCUUACAAUUCUGGCCCCAUUCCGUUGGUUGGUCCCGAAGCGGAGGUACCAUAAGGGCAUUCGGGUGCUUGAGAGGUUCAUGGAGCCCUAUAUUGAGCAGGCACUGGCACUCCCGCCCUCCGAGCUCGACAAGCUCUCCAAGUCGGACAAGAGCGCCACCUUCCUCCACAGCAUCGCUCGCUAUUCGAGGAACCCCAAGGUCCUCCGCGACCAGAUCAUGGCCAUACUGCUGGCCGGUCGUGACACGACCGCCGCGACACUGUCAUGGACCAUCUACGAGCUUGCGCACUACCCCGCCAUAUAUACCAAGCUACGCAAUGAAAUCCUCUCUACUGUCGGGGAGACCAGAGCACCAACAUACGAGGACCUGAAAAACAUGACAUACCUUACACACACUCUCAACGAGACGUUGCGACUCUACCCAGCUGUGCCGUAUAAUCUGCGUGCGGCCCUCGAGGAUACAACUCUUCCGGGAAUACCAGGUCAGCCCGAUAUUGCUGUGCUGAAGAAAGAUAUUGUGAUUUACAGCACCCUGUCGAUGCAACGACGUUCGGACCUCUACCCUCCACAGAGUGACAAGUUUGCCGACCCGGCCGUAUUUAGUCCGGACAGGUGGGACCAUUGGACGCCAAAGGCGUGGCAUUAUGUCCCGUUUAAUGGAGGACCGCGGAUUUGCGUAGGUCAAAAUUUUGCUAUGACCGAGAUGGCUUUUGCUCUGGUACGAAUACUACAGAAAUACGACCGUGUUGAAUACCGGGGCGACUGGAGCUCACAAUAUCACAAGGCCGAGAUAGUGGGCUGCCCAGGAGAUGGGGUCCCGGUCGCAUUUCACGAGGCUCAGAAAGGCGAUAUGGCCUAAGGCUUCUAGCUGUUGUGUCAACUUGUGUGAAUAUAAAACCCGUGAUUUAUUGUUCCCAGCGUUCUCGGCUCCUGAUGACUGGUGAAAACACCAUUACGGGCUAGAAGCAACGGGUCUAACUACUAGGUAGUAGACUGAGCCGGGUCAAUUGGUGUCGAAGAUUUGAAGACCGCUAUGUGAG